CAGACUGACAACUGCGAAUCGAACAACAUCAGGAAGAACAACAAGAAUUUUAACAAAAUGGCCACUCGGGAUUUGCAAUUGAAUUCCGGCAUGCGAUGCGCCAAAUAUAUGCUCAUCAUAGUGAGCUUUAUGUUUGCGCUCACGGCUGUUCUGCUCAUCAUGGUGGGCACCACCAUACAGACAAUUUAUGGUGAUUUCAGUGUCUUUAUAGACGGACACUUCUCCUCACCACCCACCCUUCUGAUUGCCAUUGGUUUUAUUCUAAUUGCGGUGGCCGCUCUUGGUGCUUAUGGUGCGAUGAGGGAGAGCGUUAUGGUUAUUAAUCUGUACGGUGUUUGCCUAUUCCUGGUCUUUAUACUCGAAGUGUCUGCCGCCAUUGCCGCCUUUGUUAAUGAAGGACAGGUUCGAGAUAUGCUGCAGCGCACCAUGAAUCAGGCAUUGGCUGAAUAUAAUAACGAUGACUUGGUGAAGGAUGCCGUCGACUACAUGCAAAUUGGCUUGGAAUGCUGCGGCGUGCUCUCUCCUGAUGAUUGGAAUCAAUACAUGAAUGCAACGAUCGAAGCCGACGAAAUUGAGGUGCCCCAAUCCUGUUGCAUAGAAUUGUCGCCGGAAAUAUACGCGGAUAAUAUGGUGAAGUGCGUUACGACCUUCAGCUACGGCUGUUUACCCAAAAUGAAGUACAUCGUCUCACAGAGCGCCAUGUUGAUAGCAACGGGCGCCGCCACAGUGGCCGUCGUCCAGUUUCUGGGCGUGCUUUGCGCCUUCAUGCUGGCCAAAACGUUGCGUCGCAACAAGUCUAUACGCGAAGCUCGUCGCUGGCAGCUCCAGCAAAGCCUGGGCGUGCUCAUCUCUGGUGGCAAGAUGGCACCACCCGUCAACUCCCCGAUGACGGGCUAUCACCAGCUGGAGAAGAACGAGUUUGCCACAACCGAACCCUACACUUACAUGCCAAAUAGUCCAAGUGUUAACUAAGGCGCACGCCUCUUCAAAUGUUUAAUUUAAAACUUGUAUUUACGUAAUCCCCUGUACAGCAAUUAGUAAUUGAAUAAAGCUUGCCGUUCCACAUUGUUUAGGACUGCUUGCACAAACCCA
Scaptodrosophila lebanonensis is the source of this 1092-nucleotide messenger RNA. RefSeq names its product tetraspanin-6. Gene Ontology annotation, cellular component: membrane. The transcript is spliced from 4 exons. The record is from RefSeq and is a predicted model, not a curated record. Lineage: Eukaryota; Metazoa; Arthropoda; Insecta; Diptera; Drosophilidae. Bases 58 to 972 code for a protein of 304 amino acids.